Messenger RNA from Mastomys coucha (southern multimammate mouse), 3132 nucleotides. RefSeq names its product SRY-box transcription factor 4 (gene Sox4). The record is from RefSeq and is a predicted model, not a curated record. Lineage: Eukaryota; Metazoa; Chordata; Mammalia; Rodentia; Muridae. The transcript is spliced from 3 exons. Bases 1 to 960 code for a protein of 319 amino acids.
AUGAUCGCCCCAUACAAAAAUCACACAAAGUCUCUUAUUGAGGGAAAGGGGUGGGGGAAAAGACUUGCCCCGGAGGCGGCGAGAAACUUGCGUUUGGAAGAUACUCCGGCUACCAACGUUUGGAGAAACUCCUCGCCGCGGCCGACUCCAGCCUCGGUGCCCGCGGGGAGCACUUCAGCGAAGAGCUGCGGCCCCAAGGUGGCGGGCAGCUCCGUCGGCAAGCCCCACGCCAAGCUCGUCCAGACGGGCUGGGGCAAGGCGGCUGCAUCGUUCUCUCCGGAGCAGGCCGCCCUGCUGCCCCUGGGGGAACCCGCGGCCGUCUACAAGGUGCGGACUCCCACUGCGGCCACCCCGGCCGCCUCCUCCUCGCCGUCCAGCGCGCUGGCCACCCCCGCCAAACACCCUGCGGACAAGAAAGUGAAGCGCGUCUACCUGUUCGGAAGCCUGGGAGCUUCGGCGUCUCCCGUCGGGGGCCUGGGAGCGAGCGCCGACCCCAGCGACCCACUGGGGCUGUACGAAGAUGGAGGCCCGGGAUGCUCACCCGAUGGCCGGAGUCUGAGCGGCCGCAGCAGCGCAGCAUCAUCGCCCGCCGCCAGCAGAUCGCCCGCUGACCACCGCGGCUACGCCAGCCUACGCGCAGCCUCGCCCGCCCCGUCCAGCGCGCCCUCGCACGCGUCCUCAUCGCUCUCCUCGUCCUCUUCUUCCUCCUCGGGUUCUUCGUCGUCCGACGACGAGUUCGAAGACGACCUGCUCGACCUGAACCCCAGCUCAAACUUUGAGAGCAUGUCCCUGGGCAGUUUCAGCUCCUCUUCGGCGCUCGAUCGGGACCUGGAUUUUAACUUCGAACCCGGCUCAGGCUCCCACUUCGAGUUCCCGGACUAUUGCACGCCCGAGGUGAGCGAGAUGAUCUCGGGAGAUUGGCUGGAGUCCAGCAUCUCCAACCUGGUCUUCACCUACUAAAGGGAGCGCAGGGCCGGAGAGAAGGAGGGCCAAGAGGCAGGAGAGGAGAGAGGAAAACAAAAAACAAAACAAAAAAAAAUUUAAAAAAAAAGAGAGAGAGAGAAGGAAGAACGAAAGAAACAGAAAAAAAAUGAGGAAAAAAGAAUAGAUGGAGAGUGGAAGGAGAAAGGGGAAAAGAAAAGGAAUAAAAAGUGCAUAGGGCUGGCCUGGACCACGUCCCGCCGUUGGAGAAGGAGCGCGGGGGCGUAGUGGACCCGUGCUCCCAUCCCCCACUCUCAGGGCUGGGGACUCGAGGAGAGGCGGAGAGUAGACAGGGGCGACCUUUUUUGUUGUUAUUGAUGUUGGUGGUGGCUAAAAAAGCUACUUCGAGUUUCCUCCCCAAUUUUGCUUGAAGAGACUCCCCCCCUCCCCUUCCAACGAGCUUCCGGACUUGGUUGCACCCCCCCCCAGCAAGAAAAGAAGCCAAGCAAAGAUUCUAAAGACUGAAGGAAUCUUGCGCCCCCCCCCGUCUUGCCCCCCUCUCGCCUCGGUGAUUUCUUGUUUGAUUUUAUUUUGCCUCUUGGUCGAGAAAGGAGGGGGAAAAUCCAGCGUGCCCCAUCUCCUAUCCACCCCUUCUUUGUAUUCUUCUCUUUGUAUUUUUCCCUUUUUUUAAAUUUCUUUUUCUGCAAUGAAGACAGAAGGCUCUGGGGUGAUGCGUUUGGCCAUGGCGUUUGUGUUGGGCUUAGGGGAGCAUUGGCAUGGAGAAACUCCACGCUGGCGAAGUCCCGGGCUGGGCUUUCUUCCCCCCUCCCCCCUCCUUUUUUCCCCUUUUCCUUGUCCCUGCAGCUGGAGGAGAUGUAUGCAGGGAGCAGCAGGCCAGCCUCGGAAAUGGACAUGGGGACCUCGUGGAAGCCACAGCAACCUGGUUGGGAACGCAGAAGGACCUGGAGCACAGAGGGCAUUGAGGUCCUCGGGCCUCCGCCUGGGGUCUGUGCAAAGAUAAAGAAUUAAAAAAAAAAAAAAUCAGAGAGGUGAGGCUACCCAGAGCCGGCGGGAGGACAGGAGACUGUGGGAUGUGGUCCAGGGGCCGCCGAGUGGUUUGGGGGGGAAAGAGAUUUUUUUCUUCUCUUAAUGGGAAUCGUGAUGGUGUUGAGUUAUUUCACUGGUGGGGUUAAUAUAGCAUGUUAUCCUGUCUAUCUUUUGAAGAUUUCUGUAUAAGACUGUUGAGCAGUUUUUAAAAUAGUGUAGGAUAAUAUAAAAAGCGGAUAGAUGGCGCUAUGUUUGAUUCCUACAACGAACCGAUCACCAGCUCCUUUUCAUUCUUAACUCUUUAAAAGGAUUCAAACGCAACUCAAAUCUGUGCUGGACUUUUGAAAAACCACAAUUCAGGACCAAAUUUUUUCUCCGUGUGUGUUUAUUCCUUCUAGGUGUAAUUGAGAAGACCCGUUUAUUUUUACCCCCUCACGGACGCUCCAUCUUUGUAUUUUUUUUUCCCUUGUAAAUGUAAUCAGAUGCCAUUUUAUAUGUGGACGUAUUUAUACUGGCCAAACAGUUUUCUUAUUUUGUCCCCCCUUUUCCCCUUUUCUUUUGCUUUCUUGUCUUUUGACCUCGUUUCUUUAUCUUCCUUUUUAUUUUCUUUCUUUUUUUCCGUUUUUUUUUCUAGUGUUGUUACCCACGCCAUUUUACGUCUCCUUCACUGAAGGGCUAGAGUUUUAACUUUUAAUUUUUUAUAUUUAAAUGUAGACUUUUGACACUUUUAAAAAACAAAAAAGACAAGAGAGAUGAAAACGUUUGAUUAUUUUCUCAGUGUAUUUUUGUAAAAAAUAUAUAAAGGGGGUGUUAAUCGGUGUAAAUCGCUGUUUGGAUUUCCUGAUUUUAUAAUAGGGUGGCUGGUUAAUAUCUCACACAGUUUGAAAAAUCAGCCCCUGGUUUCUCCAUGUUUACACUUCAAUCUGCAGGCUUCUUAAAGUGACAGUAUCCCUUAACCUGCCACCGGUUUCCACCUUUCAACCUCCCAGUCUUAUAAGGGGAGGAGAGUUCAGCCCAGCACCAUAAUGCUUUAAAGAAAACAGAUUUUUUUUUUAAAAAAAAAAACGAAUUGCUGUUCUGUCCAGAGGUUUUAAAACUGGUGCAUUCACAGCAAAAAGGGAUUCUGUAGCUUUAACUUGUAAACCACAUCUUUUUUGCACUUUU